AUGUCCGGCCAUGAAAAGGCCUUCGAGGCCUCUGUCCUGGCCUCACCACCGGCGUCGGACUCGGAAGCCGUGUCGGACCAUUCUCCGAAUGCCAACAGCCCAGACUCCCGUACCGUUGUCAACCGCGAGUGGUCCACCAAGGCGUCCUUCUGGCGCUGGUUCCACCCCAACGACGGCCCUGCCGAGCGCCGGUUGGUGACGAAGCUUGAUGUGUCGAUCCUGACGUUUGCGUGUGCCGGCUUCUGGGCUCUGUACAUUGACCGCGGCAUGUACAACAAUGCGUACAUCAGCGGCAUGAAGGAGGACCUCAAGUUUUACGGCAACGAGUAUGUGCAAAUCAACUCGAUUUUCCUGAUUGGCUACGCCGUCAGCAUCAUCCCCUUGACGCUGGUCAACACGCGCGCGCCGCCCCAGAUCGUCAUCCCCGUGUGCAUGGCCGUCUGGGGCCUCGCAACAUCGCUCGGCGCACGGGCGCAGUCCUACGGCGAGCUGGCCGGCUACCGUUUCCUGGUGGGCCUGGGCGAGGGCGCCUUCUUUCCGUCCAUUCAUUAUGUGUUUGGGUCCUGGUAUCGCCCGGACGAGCUGGCGCGGCGGUCCGGGCUCUUUUACGUGGCGGGCAGCGUGGGAACCAUCUCGACGGGGUUCCUGGCGGCGCGAAUCUAUGACGACCUCGAUGGCGCCCUCGGGCGCGCGGCGUGGCGCUGGAUGUAUCUGGUCGGCGGCGUCAUUGCGCUUCCCAUUGCUCUCUUUGGCGUCCUCACCUUUCCUGGCACGCCGCAGCACCCCAACAAGCGGCUGUUCCGCGAAGACGAAUUGGCGCUCGCCCGCGCCCGGCUGGCGGCCAUGAGCCGGCGGUCCACCCGGAAGGCGUCGCUGGUGUUUUCGCUGUCGUCGGUCCGCCGCUUCGUCGGGCGCUGGCACUUUUGGGUGCUGGUGCCCUGGAGCAUAAUCUACCAGCAGGGCUACCUGGCCAUGCUCCAAGGCACGUACACGCUGUGGAUCAAGUCGGUGGCCGGCAGCCACCACUACUCCACGGCCACAGUCAACAACCUGACGGCCGUGCCGCCCUGCGCCGCCAUCGUGGCCAUUGUCCUCUUUGCCUGGGUGGCCGACCGGUUUGGCGUCCGCGCGCGUCUGCCGCUGUUUGCCCUGGCGCACGCCGUUGCCUUUCUCGGCCUGGUCGCCUUCGUCGCGUACGACCACUCGCCCUUUGCGUACAAGUGGUUUGGCGUUGCCGUCAGCAAUGUCGAGAACGCCAUGGUGCCCGUGAUGUACUCAUGGGCGAACCUGAUCUGCACCGACGACGCCGAGGAGCGCGCAUUUGUCCUCAGCGCCAUGCUGGCAUUUGCCAUGGCGUUCAACAGCUGGGUGCCCAUCCUGUCCAUGCCCACGGUGGAGGCGCCGCGGUAUUUCAAGGGCUACUUGGUGUGUCUGCUGAUGCAGCCGGUCGCACUCGCCAUGGCGUUUCUGGUGGACUAUCUUCACCGAAGGGAGGUGCAGAAGAAGGCGAGGGCAGCAGGAGACGAGGCAGACGGCAGUAAAGGCAGCCUCCUCGUCAUUGAUGAGCUUCUUCGGGUGGCCACUCCCCUGGGCCGCGGCAUCCACCAGCAGCUGCGCAUGGCAUGUCUUGUCGAGGGACAAGAACCAGAAAGCGGCCUCGUCGACACUGCGGCCAACCGUCAGCAGGCCGUGGUUCUGCAGGAUGACGGCUUUGUUGUCCGCGCCCAAGACAGCCGCGAUUCGUCGUCCUUCCUCCCGAUCGAGGACAAUGCCACCAAACUGGUCGUACACGGCAUGACUCUUAUAGAAUCGGAGGGCAUCCUGCGUAAUCAUAUCCAGGGGCCGCCCAAAGGCGCUAAAUGCCUUGCCGUAGACGGAGUGCGCGUGGCAGGCGGCGUGCACGUCCGGCCGCGCCUUGUGGAUUUCCGAGUGGAUGGCAAACGCGGCGGCAUUGAUGGUCUCGCCGCCCUCGACGACGACGCCGUCUUCGCUGACGAGAACGAGGUCGGACACGCUGAUUUGCGAAAAGUGCAUCGACAGAGGGUUCAGCCAGAAAUGGUCGGUCAGAAUCGGAUCGCGCACCGACACGUGGCCGGCCACGCCCUCGUCGAAGCCGCGAUCGGCAAACACGCGAAAGACAGCCGCCAGAUGCUGCUUGCGGUAUAG
This is a messenger RNA of Sporothrix brasiliensis 5110, 2166 nucleotides long. RefSeq lists its product as uncharacterized. Gene Ontology annotation, biological process: transmembrane transport. Gene Ontology annotation, cellular component: membrane. NCBI's taxonomy places the organism in Eukaryota, Fungi, Ascomycota, Sordariomycetes, Ophiostomatales, Ophiostomataceae. The transcript has 2 exons. The record is from RefSeq and is a predicted model, not a curated record. Gene Ontology annotation, molecular function: transmembrane transporter activity. Bases 1 to 2166 code for a protein of 721 amino acids.